Messenger RNA from Oncorhynchus nerka (sockeye salmon), 810 nucleotides. RefSeq lists its product as uncharacterized. Lineage: Eukaryota; Metazoa; Chordata; Actinopteri; Salmoniformes; Salmonidae. The transcript has 4 exons. The coding region runs from base 1 to 810 and encodes 269 amino acids. The record is from RefSeq and is a predicted model, not a curated record.
AUGUUCUUAAGAUGCCAAACCCUGGUCCUCCAGUACGCCCAACCCUGGUCCUCCAGUACGCCCAACCCUGGUCCUCCAGAUAUCCAACCCUGGUCUCCAUACGUCCAACCCUGGUCCUCCAGACGCCCAACCCUGGUCCUCCAGAUGCCAAACCCUGGUCCUCCAGUACGCCCAACCCUGGUCCUCCAGUACGCCCAACCCUCGUCCUCCAGACGUCAAACCCUGGUCCUCCAGUACGCCCAACCCUGGUCCUCCAGUACACCCAACCCUGGUCCUCCAGACGCCAAAUCCUGGUCCUCCAGUACGCCCAACCCUCGUCCUCCAGACGUCAAACCCUGGUCCUCCAGUACGCCCAACCCUGGUCCUCCAGUACGCCCAACCCUGGUCCUCCAACGCCAAACCCUGGUCCUCCAGUACGCCCAACCCUGGUCCUCCAGUACGCCCAACCCUCGUCCUCCAGUACGACCAACCCUGGUCCUCCAGUACGCCCAACCCUCGUCCUCCAGUACGCCCAACCCUGGUCCUCCAGACGCCAAACCCUGGUCCUCCAGUACGCCCAACCCUGGUCCUCCAGUACGCCCAACCCUCGUCCUCCAGACGUCAAACCCUGGUCCUCCAGUACGCCCAACCCUGGUCCUCCAGUACGCCCAACCCUGGUCCUCCAGUACACCCAACCCUGGUCCUCCAGACGCCAAACCCUGGUCCUCCAGUACGCCCAACCCUGGUCCUCCAGUACGCCCAACCCUCGUCCUCCAGUACGCCCAACCCUGGUCCUCCAGCUUCAAACCCACACUGUUGGAGGAACGCUAA